CUCUUUCACCUCGCGGCUGGGAGUCAUGGCGGUCUCGCGCUGCCUCCAGCGAGGCCAGCAACCUCGGGCCUUCGGUGGAGGCCUCGCUUUGGCGUCUGCAGAGACGGUGAGAAGCGGACCUGCGCGUGGAAGUUGAAAACUAACGCGUGGAGCCCCGAAAUGAAUGUUGGCUGUGGAUGUGGGGAAAAAGUCACAUGAAAACUAUCUUUCCGCGUGGAAGGAUCUUCGUGAUGCAAUUUCUACAAGUGGCACAGUCUCAGCCUCAGUUUGAGGCCGAAGAGGAUGCCGCAGAAGAAGAUACUAGCAGCAGUGCCAUUUCGACUGCUCUGGACCCGAGGCAGAAUUUCUUGUGCGUGCAACAGAGAAGACCUCUGGAACAGGCUUGGGUGGAGUGUUCUUUUUGCUUCCCCUGUUGUGGCCUUUGGGUUGUGCUAAGUGGCAGGGAAACUUUGACAUAGGUUUGUUUUCUUUGCUAGGUGUCUGCAGUGUGUGAUACAGAACUGAACUGCUUUGCUUGAAGCAAGUGAAACGAUGAUUCCUCUCCUGUUGUUUUGAAAGCUUCACCUACUUCAUGAAAAAAAGGGGAAUCACUAUGAACGUCUUCAACUUUACAUCUUCAGAUCUACAAACUUGGCUGCCACCACAGCCCAGCCUCCACCUGCGUGGACUCCAGCCUCAAGUAGGAGAGGGCUCUCCUUCAGUGUGGGCUUGACCCUCCACCAUCGUGUUAAGGAUUCACCUCCCGUGCCUAAAAGGCAAUACCCCACUUAGACCAGAGCCUCCUACCCACCACGUGGGGUUCUCCUUCCUGCUUGCAGCUUCCAGUCUCUCCACCCCUCUACUGUCUCCCAGCAGAUCAGCCCUCUCCCCGAAGCUUUCUUUCCUAUCCAGCCAGGACCCCGGGAGUCAUAGUCUAAGAGCUACUCUCUCAUUGUAACCCAGAUUCUCUUGUAUUCCUGGCUGUCAGCCCAGCAGAACUCUGACCUUAAUUCACACUCUGAUCUGCCUGUGCAGUGUCCCCCCCUCCCCCAUGCUGCCCACUCCCUGGCCUGGCUGAGAGCUGCUGGCCAGUGUCUCAUUCCAGAGUGGAAUGGUACACAUUGGGCGUCAGCUGGGCUCUCCACACCAGCUGGUUCCUUGUCCUUGGUUAGCUCCAGCUUUGAUCCUGCUCAACAGUGAUUCCAGAACAUCACCUCUUUCCUCAAGCCUCCUCUUCUCCCUGCCAUACCUUGGAGAGGGGAGCUUCAACUUCCCAUGCCCCCAACUACAAAGUCACCUUCUGGCCAGAACUGUGAAGGGUCUGAGGCUUACCCUGUGUUCAAACUAACACAUCAGCCUGCUACAGUUGCCAGCUGUUGACCUAUUGCUUACAAAAAAUGCCCUGGGACAUAAAUUGCUCUACAGACUCAGGUUCUUUGAAGAAGUAGCUCCUGAGGUUAGUGUCUGCUGUUUCUUUCCCUGGUUCUCUCCUGCAAACUAGCUGGCUUACACUUUAGCCUGUGUCUUCAUGGAAUCUACCAAUCUCCUCCCAGUUGCCUUGCACCACAAUCUCUUGUUUUGAGAGCAUCCUUAGGCUUGAACUUCUCCAUUCUCUGUUGCAAAUAAAGUCAGUUCCUUUGGGAAGAGAUUAGACCUGUCUGUUUUAUAGCCUACUUCUCUCCCUAGGCAAAAAUCUCUGAGCCUGUGCUCCAGCUGGGUGUUGGAACAACGUUGUGCUUCUCUCUGAGUGAUACCCCUGUUUAGGAAUUGACCAUGUGGCGACUGCUUGCCUCUUCUGACAUGGAACCGCUACUUUAUGAGCCAGAGCAGAGAUGGCCAAGGCCCCAGUAUCCUCAGUGACAUCAUGCCCAAGGUGGAGCCCCCAUUCCAUGAAUGGGGGCUGAGCAGAAGGGAGUCCCCACCUCUUGGUUACACUUGCCCAGAAUUUAGCCUUAGCAGCAGAUAGCUGGGGAAGGAUGAAAAGUGCUAAUGUGUUGCUCCUCCCAGAAAGAAAGCCCUCUGACCGAGAGCUGAUGGGAGGUGGAUUUCUGUGCACUUGACUGUACUAAUCCAGAGUAGGGUUUUUGUCUCCACUGGCUGGGAGUAGGGAGGGAGGGCACGAUUUUGGCUCAAAGACUCAUCAAUUUUUAGUAGAUUUUCUUGAAUAGGUGUUUCUUCAUUUGCUGUAUAUCCAUAGGACCAUUUCCAGAUACUUCAAAUGGUUAUCUUUUUAUACUUUUCACCAGUUUCACUGCAGAGUGGGUCUGUGGAGUUCCAUGGGCUGUCAUGCUGGAAGUUUAUACCCUGCAAUGAUUUUGUUUGUUUGUUUUUAAAUAUUUAUUUAUUUAUUAAGGCUGCACUGGGUUUUAGUUGCAGAAUGCAGACUCAGUUGCAGCAGGAUCUAGUUCCCCCAUGAGGGAUCAAACCCGGGUCCUCUGCAUUGAGAGCAUGAAGUCUUACCCACUGGACCACCAGGGAAGUACCUAGUGGUUUUUAACUUAAUGUUGGCUUUUCUGUUAAUUUGUUAUCUUACAAUCAUAUUGUUUCAAUCAGGGAAAUUUGAAUACAACCUGGAUAUUUCGUGAACCUAAGGAAUUGUUAGCUUUUUUAGGUGUGAUGGUAAUAUUAUUUUAAAGAGUUCUUACCUCUUAGUAAUACAUACUGAAAUACCUGCAGAUGAAACAAUAUGAUGCAUGGGAUUUGCUUAAAAUAAUCAAAUGUGGACUAUCAUUGGGGUGGGGAUAGGGGCUACAGAUGAAACAAGAUUGGCUAUGAAUUGAUAAUUUUUAUGUUAUGUUGUAUUAGUACUUAUGUUGAUUAUUAUUAACAUGAGCUGCGUGGUAGGAGUUCAUUACACUAUUCUUUAUUCUUUCUACUUUUGUAUAUGUUUGAAAUUUUCCAUAAUAAAAAGUUAAUUUUUUUCUUUUGUCUACAUGUGAAAUAUACUUCGUUAGAUAUCUUAGAAAUGUAAGUCAUCAAGUUGAAUUAAAAUCUUGAGGAGUAUAUAUGCAUACUUUUCACCUAAGAUUACGUUUUACAGAACCGAGAGAUCAAACUUCAAGUACUAUAGGUUCUGAAACAAUUUUUAUAAGCAUCUUUGUAGAAAAAAAUUUUUUUUACUAAAAUCAAUUUAUUUUUCUAUCUGAAAUGGCAUGAAUUUCAAGCAAGUUCCUAAUCAAAAUUUAUCAGAUGUUCUAAUUAUGUAUCAGAAGCUAGUUUUGUCAUUUCAAUCAAAACCAUUUUUUGAUGAUUAUUUUAUGAAAAAAAGCCAUGAUGAAAAUUGUUCCAGUUGUAUUUCAAGAAUUUAUAAGAAGACAAAUUUAUGCACUAAAUUGAAGCUGAGUAGAAACUGAGCUUGCAAAGAGAAAAUACAGUUGAUGACAAAAUUUUGAAUAUCAGCUGGGAUGUUCUGGUUCAGUCAGAAUAUGGAUUAGCGUUUGUGAUUCAAACAAUUAGUGCCUAAUGCUGUUCAAGAUGUAGAACGUUUCUUUUUUUCACAUUCUUUUCUAUAGACCUAUUAAUGGGAAGUUUUUUUUUCCAAUCCCUUGAAAAUGUCAGCUUCUAGAAAAAAUGAAUGUCAUUUUGUCAGAAAUGAGAAACUAGUUUUGACAAUAGAUAAUUUGCCUAUUUGUAUGACAGUGCAGUUGAUAAAAUUUUGCACAAUUAUAAUUGGCCUUGGUAACCAAAGGAAACAAGUGUUAAAAUUAUGAAACGAAGUGAUUUCAUCAUUAAUCUCAAUUGUGCUGCCAUAAUAUUGUAUUUAUUAUAAUGAAUCAAGUAUUCCCAAAAUAAAUCAUGAUGACUUAUUAUUUUUCUGUCUGUGAUGCUUAACACUCUUCACUGGGGUUUUUUUUUUAUUAGUUUGGAAUCCAGAUUGAAUCCAUUUGCUAUCUUGAUCCCAAAUAUUUUUCAAAUCUGUGCUCCUCUCUCCACUCCUGCUAUACGUGGCCCAUAUCCACUUGGGUUACAAUUAUUUUCUAAUUCACCAGCCUGCCUUCCAUCUUGUCCUCCCAAAUUUACCUUUCGCUCAGCUAGCUGCCAGUGUGACCUAUAUAAGAUGGAGAUCUGACCAUCUCUCUCUUCUGUUUAAAAAUUUUCAGUGAGUCUGUAUGACUGAUAGCAAUUUUUCGAGUAUGAGAAUACUUUUCUAUAUAUAGGAAAGCCCUGCCCUCUAGGUUGAGAAACACUGUGGUAGAAGUUAAAGUAUGACAUUUUAGGAGAUUGGUAAGUAAUCAUCAAUGCAGACGUGAGCACUGACUGAAACCAUGUGGCAAUACUUGCUUAUAAGGGUCCAGAUGACCAGGAAGGCUUCUAUUAUACUUUUAAAAGAGCAUCAUUAGAUUGUGCAUCUAUUAGGGCUCCGCGCAGUUUUCCUGGGGAGGAUUUAGGGAACUCUUGGUUUGGGAACCUGUAGGCGACUGGUACCCAGAUCCCCAGUAUGCGCAAUGAUGAGUUUUUUAGGUGGAACGUUGGCUUGACAGCUGAGGAAGAUGUAAAAUGUUUAUUGGAGGCUUGAGCUGGGAUACAAGCAAGAAAGAUUUGACUGAAUAUCUGUCUCGAUUUAGGGAAGUUGUAGACUGCACAAUUAAAACAGAUCCAGUCACUGGACGAUCAAGAGGAUUUGGAUUUGUGCUUUUCAGAGAUGCUGCUAGUGUUAAUAAGGUUUUGGAACUGAAAGAACACAAACUGGAUGGCAAAUUGAUAGACCCUAAAAGGGCCAGAGCUUUAAAAGGGAAGGAACCCCCAAAAAAGGUUUUUGUGGGUAGAUUGAGCCCAGAUACUGCCGAAGAACAAAUUAAAGAAUAUUUUGGAGCCUUUGGAGAGAUUGAAAAUAUUGAACUUCCCAUGGAUACAAAAACAAAUGAAAGAAGAGGAUUUUGUUUUAUAACAUAUACAGACGAAGAGCCAGUAAAGAAAUUGUUAGAAAGCAGAUAUCAUCAAAUUGGUUCUGGGAAGUGUGAAAUCAAAGUUGCACAACCCAAAGAGGUAUAUAGGCAGCAACAGCAACAACAAAAAGGAGGAAGAGGUGCUGCAGCUGGUGGACGAGGUGGUACUAGGGGUCGUGGCCGAGGUCAGGGCCAGAACUGGAACCAAGGAUUUAAUAACUAUUAUGAUCAAGGAUAUGGAAAUUACAGUAGUGCCUAUGGUGGUGAUCAAAACUAUAGUGGCUAUGGCGGCUAUGAUUAUACUGGGUAUAACUAUGGAUAUGGACAGGGAUAUGCAGACUACAGUGGCCAACAGAGCACUUAUGGCAAGGCAUCUCGAGGGGGUGGCAAUCACGAAAAUAAUCACCAGCCAUACUAAAAGGGGACGUUGGAGAAAACAGGAAAAGAUCGCUAAAGUAACCCAUCUUGCAGGACGACAUUGAAGAUUGGUCUUCUGUUGAUCUAAGAUGAUUAUUUUGUAAAAGACUUUCUAGUGUACAAGACACAACUGUGUCCAACUGUAUAUAGCCGCCAGUUAGUUUUCUUUGUUUUUACUUUGUCUUUUGCUAUAUGUGUUAUGACUCGAUGUGGAUUUGUGUUUAUACCAAUUUUAUUUGUAUGAUUUCAUGUUAAACCUCAAAUAAAUGCUUCCUUAUGUGAAAAAAAAAUUAAAAAAAAUAAAAAAAUAAAAAAAGAGCAUCAUUAAAAUAAAAACACUAGACUAAACAUUCCUUAUAGGCUUCUGGAUAAAGAUGACAGAUUGAACACAUGCAUUUAUUUAUAUUCCCUCCUAAAACCCUACUAAGAUGAUAAUAAAGGGAGUAUUUUAAAAGCAUAAGCCCACAAGGUUGAGGAAGAGAGGAUGAGAGACCACAGCAACGCAGUUCUGCAAAUUGAAAGCAGGAGGAUAAGAGGAAACGAAUUUAGCAUCUCCAGAUAGCUGCACACUGAGCUUUUAGUGGGGAGACAAGAACCAAACCAAGUUACACUAUAGAAACUUCAAAGGGGUUAGGAGUUUUUGGCAUUUUGUACCUCUGAAAAUAGGAUAAAGGGGUGAACUUAGUAAGGAUUGAUAGAAAUCUGUUUAAGACAAUUCCCGGCUACACAGUCUUCAACCAUAUGACUGCCCCUCAACCUUGGCAAAAAACCAGAGGCUUGUUUUCCUCUAGAGCAGGGGUCCCCAACCCCUGGGGCUGAGGACCAUAGUGGUCUGGGGCCUGUCAGGAGCAGCAGGAGGUAAGUGGUGGGCCAGCGAGUGAAGCUUCAUCUGCAGCUUCCCAUCCCCUCCAUCGCCUGCGUUACUGCCUGAGGCACCCCCAACCCCCCACAUCUGUGGGAAAACUGUUUUCCACGAAUCCGGUCCGUGGUGCCAGAAAGGUUGGGGAUCACUGCUCUAGAGAGUUAGAUAGAGUUAGAUAGAUCUGGAGGAUACCAGGCACAGUUGAAGAUGUGGUACAUUAAUGAAGCCAGGCAUAUUAAGGGAAUGUAUGAACACUGAAUGUUCCCAGAGAGGAGGGCAAAGAAGACAACUGGAUGGAAAAUAGGAGAAAAAAAAUUAAGAAAAAGUAAGAGAACCGAUGCCCAAAUAAUAGAAGUUCUGGAAAGAGAGGGAAAAAGGGAAGGGUACAAAUAGUCAAUUAUAAUUCCAGGGACCUCCCCGGUGGUCCAGUGAUUAAGGCUCUGUGCUUCCACUGCAGGGAGCGCAGGUUCAGUCCCUGAUCAGGGAACUAAAAUCCCGCAUGCUGCAUGGCACGGCCAAAAAAGUUUUUUUUUUUAAAGUAUGGCGAUAAAUGCCAAAAGGCUUGGCUGGAAGAUUUGAAAGUGGUUGACUCUGGGCAAGAGGAAGUAGUGAGAAGAGAGUAGCUGGGGCCUACUGAUUUUGAAAACCGAAAUUCUCAUGGGGCUAUUUAAUUUUUUUUUAAAAAUUAGAAAAGAAGAAACAUAAAAAAAAAUUCUCGUGGGGCAUGUACAGAUCAGAUUUUGUCCUCAGGCCCAGUGCCUCAGAACAAAGCCAAGCUCUGAUGCCUCUCAUUCAAGGCUGUCCAUGGUCUGGACUUUGCCUGCUACUCUAGUAAUAUUGCUGCCUUUUAUUUUCUAUGAUAGCAUCACCUGCUUUCUUGUAGAUUUCCCGUAUGCAUGCCAUUCUCACACUGGUGGCCUUGCUUCUACACUCCUCUUUGCCUGGCUUAUUUCUUCCCUACUGCCCCCAAUCCCCAUCUCCCCCACCUUUUCUGCCUUCCUGCAGGUUAUUUUUGGCAUUCCGUUUUGAUUUAUUUGUAGUGGUUUGGGUGGUUUUUUAAUUUUUUUUGGCUGCGCCACACA
Molecule: messenger RNA, 7226 nt
Organism: Hippopotamus amphibius kiboko
Lineage: Eukaryota; Metazoa; Chordata; Mammalia; Artiodactyla; Hippopotamidae
Product: heterogeneous nuclear ribonucleoprotein D-like
Exons: 5
Coding region: 4477-5283 (268 amino acids)
Biological process (GO): regulation of gene expression
Cellular component (GO): nucleoplasm
Molecular function (GO): poly(G) binding; poly(A) binding
Source: RefSeq, a predicted model, not a curated record